AUGAAAAAAAUUUUAUAGGAAAAAGUAAUAUAUAAAUAAAUAUUAAUUAGAUAGAUAAACAUUUACAAAAUGCUAAACAAUUAGUGAAAACAGAUGUACAUGAAGCAAUUAAAGAAUACUAUAAAAUAUUAUUUCUAAACAAAAGUAUAUACUAAUAUUUAAUAGUUAGAUCAUUUAUAAAGUUAUUAAGACUUAGCAUAAUUAUAUGUUAAAAUUGGUGAUUAUAGUCCAGCCAUUGCUUGCUUGUAAUAUUCAUACUCUGUCAAAUAAGAUAUUUUAGUUGAAGAUGAAUUAUAAGCUUUAAUAUUAUUAAAAGGAUAAUCCUUAUUAGAAUAAGGAGAUGUAACUAAUUUUUUAGAAGGAACUGAAUUUGAAUAAUUUGGAUAUCUAAUAGAUUUUACUGUUCCUUCUCUUCAAAAAGCCUAUGCAUAUCUACUAACUAAUUAUCUAAAUUAUACUCUUCAAGAAGUAUAAAAGGUAAUUGCCAAUGAUCCACUCAAUAUAAAUGCCUUAUUAUUAAGAGGUAAAUUAUAUUGGGCUUAAGGAAAAAUAGCAUAAGGAAAUUCUGAUUAUUGGAAAGUUUAUUGUAAUAUUUGAUUUUAAAUACAAAAGCAAUGAAUCCUGAAUUGUAAGAGAUUAAAGAAUUUAUCCUAUAUAUAACUCCAAAGAUAUAAAAAUUGACUAAUGAUGCCAAGUUAUAUUUGGUACAAAGAGAUAAUGAGAGAUGUAAAUUGAAUGUAGACAAGGGACUUGAAUUAGAUCCAAAUAAUGUUGAUUUACUAUUACUAAAUGCUUAUCUUUGUAGAAUUAACAUUAAAUAUGAUGUGUCUUUAAAUUUAUUAAAAAAAGCAUAUGAUUAAUAACCAACAAAUGAAGAUAUCAAAAAAUAAUUGGCUAUUACUUAUAAUGAAAUGGCUUAGGUUAUGUUUGAAAAGGGUAAUUAUGAAGAUGCAUUAACAUUAUUAAAUGAAGCGUAUUUAAGAUAUAGUAAUAAUUUAGAUUAACAUUUAAACCACUUGAUUGGGGAAUAUUGGUUAACAGAGGUGAUGCAUUUAAGUAUUUGGGGAAACUCAAAGAAAGUAUUUGUGAUUACAAUAAAGCUUAUGAAAUAGAGAAAAAUGAUACUGUAGCAUAAAGACUAGCAAUAAUUCAUCAUUCAUUUGGUGUUGAAUUCUUCAAUAAAAAAUAAUAUUAAUUAGCUUUUGAAUCAUUUGAUAAAGCUAUAAAAUUAGCAAAUUCAGUUGACAUUCUAUUUAAAAGAGGAAAAUGUCUAUUAUAUCUAUAAAAUCCAUAAAUGGCUUUGAAAGACUUUGAAAAAGUGAUAUAAAUGGAUCCAAAUCAUUAUGAAGCAUCCACAUUAGUGAGAUAAAUGACUAGUAGCACUAGAUGA
This is a messenger RNA of Paramecium primaurelia, 1390 nucleotides long. NCBI's taxonomy places the organism in Eukaryota, Ciliophora, Oligohymenophorea, Peniculida, Parameciidae. The record is from the annotation of a GenBank genome assembly.